ACACCACCGACGGCACCGCGACUCCACUCUGCUCAACCGGCCGCCCUCUACGGCCGCCGCGCGCCCCGCGUUUAGCCCGUACCCAAAUAGAUAACCCAUAAUAGUAAUUAUCGUCAUUAUUAGUAGUGUCCGUUGCCGUGUCCGUCCCGCCGCCGCUUUUCCGUCCCGUUUCCUCCUGGGACACUGAUAACGCGCGUCCCGACCGAAUCGUUUUUUUUGAAUGAAGAACGUACGUCAAGAAACUGUGUCUCGUUACCAGAGAUCACUCGAAGUCUGUACAGGAGUCAUUCAGAUAUCUUACCAAAGGCGACUAAUACUGGUGGUCUAAGCUUACGAAAGCGUAGCCGGAUCAUCAUCUCCAAUUUCGAUGGGUUGAGAAGAAUAACAACGGAGUUUCCAGAGCCUGGCAAGCCUAUUUCAAUAGACGGUUCAAGGGCCGAAGGAGACACAUAUUGGACAUAAUUUUUUUCGAACGUGGCAGGAAGAGGGAUAUUGACUUUUAUCAGUUGGACGAGUACUGCAAGGUUUGAACCUUAGCCAAAUUCUGACGAAUUGAAACAGCAAUUGGCAAACGAUUAUAUACCGCAAUGUUGAAAGUCGUAGGAGCGUCGUGGGCUCAAACGCAACUGUCGUGGUGUUUGAUCGUCACAAUCACCAUGUUGGGCUUGUUGGCGUUCUAUUUCGGUGGCUCGAUCAGGGAUGAAAACGACGGCAACUAUGCGGCCACGGUGUUUUGGACUAGAGAAGCCGGAAUGCGCAUUAGUUUUUGGGGGCAAAACAACAAUCCCGAGAAAAUCCGAAAGGGCGUGGCCCGAGCAUACUACAGGCCGGGUUUAUUUGAAAAUGGAUGGGCCGUUUUAGAAAUCGAGACGCAACAUAACUAUCCAGACACAGUGCAAGCUAUGGCCGCCGGCUAUUUGGAGGGUAGCCUGUCGUGGCAGAUGAUUCAUUGGCAUUGGCAGAACACGGUGGAGAACACGUGCGUCGGACGAAAGCGGUUUUGUGAGAGGACCAGGAAGUUUUUAGAGGAAAACACCAAAGAAGUGAAGAGGUUGGCCGAGAAACACGACCAAGACCCAUUUUGGCAUCAGGUCAAUUUGUUCUACACUCAAUUGAAAGCUCUGGAAGAAGGUUGGCGACAGGGGGUGAAGAGGAGCCGUCAGGAUAUCGACAUACCUUCCAUAGACUUCUUAUGGAUGAACAUUGUGCCGGACCUGAAGGACUUCGAAAGGAAAUUGAACAGUUCAAAAGACUUGAAUCCCGACAGACCGGCUUUGUCCGUGGCGCUGCUGAAAAUCACCGACGUCGAUCCGUUCGACUACGUGUUGGCAUCGUCGGCGUCCGGAUAUUACGGGUCCAUGUUGCGGAUUAAAAAGCGAUACGAUUUCGGUUAUCGAAUCAAAGGCAACGAAAACAGCCCAGUGGUCAAUGGCAAGAUAAUCGAGUUCACGUCGUAUCCGGGAACGAUAUUUUCGCAGGACGACUUUUACAGGAUAACCCAGACCAUGUCCAACACUGAAUCCACCGUGGUGGGCACGCAGAUCCAGAACAACAACAGAGUGCUAUGGGAAAAGAUCAUGAAGCCGGAACAAGUAUUGAUGGGAGCCAGGGUUAUGGCGGCCAACCGGUUGGCAGUGGACGGCAAGACCUGGAGCGAGAUAUUCACGGCCAGAAACAGCGGUACCGGUAACAAACAGUGGCUGGUGCUCAACUCGAACAACGUGUCGACCGAAUUUUGGGUGGUCGAACAGCUGCCUGACUUCACUUGCUCCGAGGACAUGACGCAAGAACUUUUGUCCAAAGGCUACUGGGUCAGCAGCAGUUAUCCCUAUCAUCCGGAAAUCUUGCGGCUCAGCAACAACGAGAGGGACAACGAGAGCCCAGACCAUCCGGUGGCCAACGUGCUGCACCGCGGCCAACAGAACGUGACGGACGUCCAGUCGAUGGUGGACCUGAUGCGCGGGCCGGACAUGUCGUUGAUCGGCCGCAGCGACCUGCUGGGCAUCAAGACCAACACAAUGUUCCGGCACUUUUGGAACCAGUCGAUCGUCCGGCAGUGGGCCGCGGCGUCGGCGGCGGUGGUGGCUGCGGACGACAACCGGCUGCGGCGGCGGCCGGAAGCCGAGACGCGGCUCAAGCGCGGCCGGACCACCAUCAUCGUGGACGCCGAACUGCCCGCCGCCGCGCCGGUGGCCGUCGACAAGAACUUCGCCGGCAUCGUCGACCUCAAGGUGGCCGCCGCCCGGACGCGCGGCUUCCUGGCGGCCGCCGGUCCGCCGUUCACCGCUGACCGAACCAAAGUAGAACCGUUCCGGUGGUCCGACAGCCCUAUUAGACACCUGCCGCACCACGGACACCCGGACGUGUGGGCCUACGAUCUGGCAGACACCGAGUGGGCGUGGUCCGGCGGACCGGCGGACACAGACGAUUGAGGACGCGCGUCCUGCCUAUUUUUUCUUUUUUUUUCAUCUAAAAAAACAUCACAAAAUAUAUUUUUAAGUUCGUUUUUUUUAAACCGAAAAAAAUCAGUUUUUUAAUAAUUUUCGAAAUCGCCAAAAUUUAUUGUCGUGUAAUGAUAAUAAUAUUAUUAAAUAAUUAUUUUUGCGAAUUAUAAUAAUAUUAUUAGGAAUAGAUAAUUAAUUAGAUCAACUCAUUGCUGCUGUUAUUGUACUCGACCGAAAUGUAGGUGAUUUUUUUUUUUUUACACAAGUCUUUAUAAACGUGAUACUAGGGUAUGGAAUUUUUUUAGCUAAUAAAAAAAAACUAAUUUUAAUCGCUUAAUUUGAAAAUUAGUUUAUUGAUUAUUUGACGAUAAAUACAUAAUAUUAUAUCUCUUGACCUAUAUCGUAUAGUAUCACGUCUAUAUAUUUGGAAUAAUAAUAUUGUUCUUUUUCGAAAAAAAAGAAAAAAAUCUUAUAUCUUUAUUUUAAAUACAUGUUUUUUUUAACCAUA
Molecule: messenger RNA, 2952 nt
Organism: Adelges cooleyi (spruce gall adelgid)
Lineage: Eukaryota; Metazoa; Arthropoda; Insecta; Hemiptera; Adelgidae
Product: putative phospholipase B-like lamina ancestor
Exons: 10
Coding region: 588-2432 (614 amino acids)
Biological process (GO): phospholipid catabolic process
Cellular component (GO): extracellular region
Molecular function (GO): glycerophospholipase activity
Source: RefSeq, a predicted model, not a curated record